Messenger RNA from Raphanus sativus (radish), 1309 nucleotides. Its product is annotated as grpE protein homolog 2, mitochondrial. NCBI's taxonomy places the organism in Eukaryota, Viridiplantae, Streptophyta, Magnoliopsida, Brassicales, Brassicaceae. The coding region runs from base 127 to 1119 and encodes 330 amino acids. Gene Ontology annotation, cellular component: PAM complex, Tim23 associated import motor. The transcript is spliced from 4 exons. The record is from RefSeq and is a predicted model, not a curated record. Gene Ontology annotation, biological process: protein import into mitochondrial matrix; protein folding. Gene Ontology annotation, molecular function: protein-folding chaperone binding; adenyl-nucleotide exchange factor activity; protein homodimerization activity.
AUUUACGUAAAGAAAGACAAAAGCGAGAACUCUCUUUUCCCCCACACUAGGCACCUCCUCUGUGAACUUUCGAUUUGAUUUCUCUUUUCUUCUUGAUCGUAGCUCUGUUCCUCUGUGCAUUCCUUGAUGUUGGCCUCGAGGUUUCUCUCGCGAGUUUCCCGCAGCGCGGGCUUACGCUCCUCUCUCUCCGCCGCCACCGCCGCCGCUCUUCCGCCGAGGAACCAAUCUCCUAUAUUCUCGAACCGGUAUCACUCCCUCGUUCAUAACUUCUCACAAAAGCAGCUUGUUGCAGCUCAAGUGUCUCUUGAUUCGUUUUCACUUCAAAGGUUCUCUCUUUCUUCCUCCACUGAAUCACAUGAAAAGGAGAGCAGCAACACUGAGUCAGCAGCCUCCAAGACAAGUGAGGAAGAGAAAGCUACUACAUCUGAGGCAAACGAAUCAGAAUCCAAAGCAAGGAGGAAAGGCGCUAAACGAGCUACUGCGGUCUCUGAAUCAGACUCCGGGAGUGAUGAUGAUGAGGAGGAGGAGAUGUCAAAGGAUGAUUUGAUGAAGCUCGUAGCUGAGAAGGAGGAGCUACUGUAUGGGAAGGAGGAAGAGCUUAAGCAAAUGAAAGAUAAAGUUCUUCGCACGUACGCAGAGAUGGAGAAUGUAAUGGACAGAACAAGGCGUGAUGCUGAAAACACCAAGAAGUAUGCCAUACAGAAUUUUGCAAAGAGCCUUUUGGAUGUGGCGGAUAAUCUCGGAAGAGCUUCUUCUGUUGUCAAAGAAAGCUUCUCGAAGCUUGACAACAACGACACCUCGAAAGAAGAAGAUUCGGCUGGUGGUGCUGCUGCUCCACUGUUGAAGACCCUUUUGGAAGGUGUGGAGAUGACUGAGAAACAGCUGGCUGAGGUGUUUAAGAAAUUCGGUAUGGAGAAGUAUGAUCCUAUCAACGAGCCGUUUGAUCCGAACAGGCAUAACGCAAUGUUCCAGGUCCCUGAUGCUUCUAAGCCUGAAGGCACAGUUGCUCAUGUCUUGAAGUCUGGUUACACGUUGUAUGAUCGGGUGAUAAGACCAGCAGAGGUUGGUGUUACUCAGGGAGGAGAGAGCGAAGAAAACAAGAAAGAGAGUGGUGCUUAAACAAGAGUCCGUAAAUCUUUGAGUAAUAGUUUUCUCGUGUCGUUUGUUAUUCAUUGGAUGAACAAGAUCUCCCAUAAGUUGCUGGAUGUGGCACUUGCAGGGGAAGUCCUGCUUCUGUGUCUGUUUUUUUUUUAAUAUCUUCUCUCAAAUAUGAUUUACGAGAGGGAAAGUUACAGUUCUGCUACUCACA